Molecule: messenger RNA, 2885 nt
Organism: Paramuricea clavata
Lineage: Eukaryota; Metazoa; Cnidaria; Anthozoa; Malacalcyonacea; Plexauridae
Source: the annotation of a GenBank genome assembly
AUGAAAGUUCUGUCUUACACUUUGAUUUCCUUCUUUCUAGCUCUGUUACCAUAUAAACCUACAAACCUCACGGUCACUAGCAUCAAGUCAAGAAGUGCUGAAAUAUCUUGGCUAGAUCCAGAGAACAGAGCAGACAAAGUUCUUUCAAAGUUUUGGAUUAAAAUGAAGAAAGAGAACUCCCUUAUCCUGAAUACUGCCACAGAUAAAGUGAACAAAUACAAAUUAGAUAAUCUCACUCCAUACACUACAUAUGAAAUAUCCGUGGCUGCUGGUAAUCAAAACGGUUUUGGUAAAGGGAUUAUUACCUCUUUCUUAACAUCCGAGGAAUGUGAGUAUUAAAAGAUCAAUUGUCAGUGUCACAUAGAACGUGCUUUAUUCACAAGUGUUAGUCAAUUGAAGGCAAGAUUGUGCUGAAAACAUUUUGAAAACAGCUUUCCAGUUUGCUUAUUCUCUGAGAACAUGUUGGCUUCUCUUUCAUUUAAGAAACUUACUUUUAAGAUACAAUCAUACAAACCAAUGUCUAUCUUGUAUCUAAGCAGUGUCUUCACACCAGGAGUGAUAAAAAAAGUUUCCACGUGGCUCAUUGUAUUUUAUUUUACCUCGGAUUUAAAUACAAACCUCGGUUUUAAUCCUUAGCUCCAAGCGGUCCUCCCUUGAACAUCAAGACUACAUCAAGAAGUGCAUCACCAUUGUCCUUCACCUGGGAUCCUCCUGAGAAAGAUAAACAAAAUGGCUUCAUUAUCAGUUAUACUGCAUGUGUUUCAUAUUCGGCAAAUGAUCCUUGUUUUCAGACAUUUAUCACAAGUGAAAGAGAGUGGCUCGUCAGAAAUUUAAAUGCAUCAACAAAAUAUUAUAUUUGUAUUCGUGCCAGUAAUAAAAGAAGGAAGUAAUGCUUACAGUGGAAGUAUUGGAUUUUUUACAAAUGGAAGUAAGUUUCAUAAGUUUACAACAGGUAUAUAUGCCGAUAUUUAGAUUUUGACUGUGCCUGUGGAGAAGAAACGUCUGAUUGGAAUUUUAUGUUUGUUAGAACGUUUUUAAUUGCACCGUAAAACAGAAUAAAUCGAAGCAGCCAAUGAGUUCAGUAUAAUUUUAUUGGGACAUUGUCAGCCUCGAGUUCCAAGUUGGAUCCAACCUGAAAACCCUACACAAGACCUCUUGUUCUAGCAAGAUAUUUUACUCGUUAAUACUUUCACGUUUUCCUCCAGGAGCAGCAAAGAAGACCACAGAAGUGACAUCAAGCACGCUCACAUAUUCGUUGCAAAUUCCAUCAAAAACGUUUGUGUAAGUUUACCGACUUUAAUUUCUGAUGGUAACAUUAAUUAAAGUCUAGCUUCCGUGGUCGCCGUUGUAAUAUACUUGUAAUAUAUUGAGACAGGACACUAUAUCUUGUUUAUUGUGUACUGCAUGCAAAUAAUUGAUUUUCAUUGGAGACAUAAGUCGACUCUUUGCUACAUCGGUCACAUAAACAUAGUUGCCAUCGUCGUGACCAAACAGAAACUGAGCUCCCAUUGAGAUUAGGUAUAGGAUAAACACCGAGGAGGGAUUUAUGUCAGACAAUGUGCGGGUCUGAGGGAAUUAUCUGACAUAAAUCUCGACUUUUGAGGUGUUUAUCAUUGAAUUCUUGAUUGCGGAGGUUUUCCAACAAAGUUUUGUCUGUUUCGUCUGCUUUGAUCGAACGACGAUUUUCUGACUUUACCUUCAUCUUUUCAGCUAAUUAAUAUUCAAGGUCAUUAAUAAAAAUAAUCAUCUCGGUACAUGAAAGAAAACCGACUCAAUCAAGAAUUAAUCCUAGAUAUUAAGUAACUAUUUAAAUCUAUUAUUGAUAGUUGUUCUAUUUGAAGUAAAAGGGUAAAUUUUUGUUUGUAGUUAUUUCUACGUGGUGGCUUUGAAAUUAAAAGACGGCAAGGAACCUACAUCAUCUGACAGUUACGAGAACAAUGAGUUAGUGACGUAUGCCAAGGCAAGAAAAUCAACCAAUCCGAAACCUUAUAUCGCUGCAGUUGUUGCAUCCAGCGAAGUUGAUGGAAAUAUGUUUAUACUUGGUGAUAGCAGAAAUACAAGUGAUCCAACCUCACGAAGAGGCAGAUCAACCUCAAGUGAUUAUUAUUAUAAUGGUCCGCUGGAGCCUGGCAGUAGUUAUAGUAUUUUUCAAAGGAUUGUACUCAAUGACAAGGUAUCGUACUUGCUGGUUAUCACACUUUAGAAGUUAAAAGCUUUCCUUGUCUAAUUUCUCCUAUAAAAGAAAUUUGACAUUGACACAGAUGCCAAACAUAGUAAGAACAACGUGAUAAAAUCUUUUGUGUAUCUAUAACAACACUGAUAAAUUUUCAUUUACUUCUUUUACGUUAGAAUGAAUAUUACUCCACAGACUGGAGUCGUGCUUCAUAAACGGACGAAUAUGCAGGUAAAUAAAUGGAGACAAUUUAACUGUAUUCAUAGAUGAUUUAGAGUUAAAUAGUAAAGUCACCGUAGCAAAGAAUACACAUUUGGUCGAGAUGAAACCAAUGCAUUAUUCAUAGAAGAAUAAUGGUAGUUCAUUUGUUCAGUGACAACUUGUUCUUUGCUAGUAUAUUCAAAUGUCUCUUGUAUUUUCUGUUUCUCAGGUAGCCCUCGUGUACUGACCAAAAUAUCCAGUGGUGACAUAAAGACAAAGGAAGGUGAUCUUGUCAACCUAUUGUGUUCUGAUCAAGGUGAACCUCCAAUUACUUUCGGCUGGGAAAAAGAGCGGAAGUCACUGAAAAGUUUCACGGAAACUGAAAAACCGCAUCGCAGUUCUUUCCUUGUUGUAACAGAGAUAGACGAAACAAGUUUUGGGGAGUAUAUUUGUCAUAUCCGAGAUCGAUUUGAAAGUACUACUCGCACAAUUUCAGUCCAAAAAGAUACAG